UACAGUAGAGCCAGGACGUCUGACACAUAGGAUGGGUGAGUCCAGGUCAACUAGUGUAAUAAAAUAACCCCGAGUACAGCGUUGCCACGCACUUGGAGAAUUACGCAUAGCAUUGUUCCGACUUCCAUAUCUGAGCAAGCAGCAAUGACUCAUAUCGAUUGAUAUAUUGCAGCUGCAUCAAGAGAAUCCAGAUUCGAUACUUCCAACUUCGCAUACCAUCAUGGACACAAGUGGAAAGGACAAGACGCUCGUGCGGGAAGGAUAUAAUCAGAUUGCGCAAACUUACUUGCAAUGGACAUCAGAUAUCGACAAAGACUCGUUACGCGUAAAGUUCCUUGAGAAGCUCCUCUCCUACAUCAAAAACCCGUCCACUGGCAAUGUACUUGAACUGGGAUGUGGUGCGGGUAUACCGUCAACAAAAAUCCUGGCAGAACGAUGUCAAGAAGUCUUCGCUGUCGACAUCUCCGACGCUCAAAUCGACAUGGCCAAAGCGAAUGUGGUAAAGGACAACGUCAAGUUUAUCCGAGAAGAUAUGACCGAGCUCAAAUUUGGUGAUGGGUCCCUCUCUGCUGUCGCGGCAUUCUACUCCAUACUCCAUUUGCCCCGGGAGGAGCAGGUCAAGAUGUUCAAGCAAAUAUGGAAUUGGCUGGAGCCCGGAGGCUUCCUGUUGUGCAAUCUUGGUGUUGAGGACAACCCUGGUAAAACAGAGGAUUGGCUCGGUACGCGCAUGUAUUGGAGCGGUUUUGAUGAGAAGACCAAUACUGCGAACAUAAAGGACGCUGGCUUCACCAUUGUCGAAUCCGAGAUCCUAUCAGAUAACGAAGACGGAAGGUUGGUGCCAUUCCAGUGGGUGAUAGCAACCAAGAGUGGUUCCGAUACAGGACCAACCUGAGAAUUUACUGUGAUAUAUGUCCAACACGUCGAUGUACACAACUCAUCUGCAUGCUUCAAGUUGUUGCUUGCUGACUCAGCAGGAAAUCCAUCUACAUAUCUACUUCACCAAAG
This is a messenger RNA of Exophiala oligosperma, 1005 nucleotides long. RefSeq lists its product as uncharacterized. The transcript has a single exon. Bases 221 to 892 code for a protein of 223 amino acids. NCBI's taxonomy places the organism in Eukaryota, Fungi, Ascomycota, Eurotiomycetes, Chaetothyriales, Herpotrichiellaceae. The record is from RefSeq and is a predicted model, not a curated record.